Messenger RNA from Melanotaenia boesemani (Boeseman's rainbowfish), 2281 nucleotides. RefSeq names its product heat shock transcription factor family member 5 (gene hsf5). Gene Ontology annotation, molecular function: DNA-binding transcription factor activity; sequence-specific DNA binding. Lineage: Eukaryota; Metazoa; Chordata; Actinopteri; Atheriniformes; Melanotaeniidae. The coding region runs from base 174 to 1463 and encodes 429 amino acids. The transcript has 6 exons. Gene Ontology annotation, biological process: regulation of DNA-templated transcription. The record is from RefSeq and is a predicted model, not a curated record.
UGGGGAAUAAUAAGACGGAAUUCUGUCAGUUGUACUGUGAGGAAAACGUCGGGCCUUUAACGGUGCGACAGUAACGGUGCGCCGCAGUUAACGGUUCCAACUGCGGCGAUCCAGGUACGUUCAAGGUGGUCAUUUGGUGCUUACCGUCAGAUGUACAGACUGCAGAGACAAGCAUGGAUGGUUCUGAGAAAUCACUCCCUGACACCAUUAACCCCAAUAAUUUCCCUGCCAAACUGUGGCUGCUGGUAAACAACCCGACCAUCAAAGCCAUCGACUGGGACAGCCGCGGCGAGGCCAUCGUCAUCGAUCAGAAGCUGUUUGAGAAACAGAUCCUGUCCCCCAACAGCGUAAACUCAAACGAAACUUUCUUCAAAACCACUAAUUUCUCAAGUUUCGUACGUCAGCUUAAUCUGUACGGCUUUAGGAAAGGCGAGCUAGCUAUGAGCGAUGAAACAGCAGUAUACAGUGGGACGUUUCAUUAUUUUUACAACCCAAACUUUCAGCGAGACCACCCAGAACUUGUCUCGAGCCUUAGGAGGCUCACUGUGGACAAUAAAGCUAAGAUUAAAGCUGGUCUGGAGGUCAACUGUCGGCUUCAGAAUCAUUACCAGAAAUUACAUGGAGGAGGUGAUACCAAGGAUCUAAAAAGAAGAAGCACAUCUCCUCUCAACCCCACACAUCAGGAUUCACCUCAUCCAUGUCAUCCUAAUAAAUUCCACGUCACCAAAGUACACAGUGGAACCCCAGUCCCACCUCAACACCUGAGUAGGGGUCAUGGUGCAGCCCUCUCUCCUAACAUCUUUCCUGCAGCCAAAGGAAUACCAGCGUCUUUAAGCCAGUACUACACUGUAGCAGCCACAACCUCCAAUGUCAUGCACAUUCAGCAGGGUUUGCCUACCCAUUCAAGCAAUGGAAAUCCAAAUUUCACCAGUUUUAAUUCUCCGACUACCCCGCAUCAGCCUGGCUACUACCCCUCAGUUUGCCGUUGCUGCCAUCCAAACCUUGUGUCGCCACAUAUAGUAGGUCUUCAAAAAGGGUGGUUUUCUCCCCAAAGUUUUUACCAGGGAGGGUACCCUGUGAAGUUGUUUGAAGACAACCAGGAAUUACAACGGGAGGAAAACCAGGAGGGGAAAAAACGUGACAUUAACUUGGAUGCAAUUUUUCAGAUUGCAGAUGAGGUGAUGCAAACGUCCUCUAAUACCUGUCUGGUUAAAGUUGAGACCCCUGAGAAAAAGGUCCCAGUGUUUGGGAUUGCCUCCAACUCUAGUAAUGCAGCAGUGUUUGAAAACAGUGGAAGAAACACCAAACCUGUCCAAGUGUUGAGCAGUUGUCCUGUAACCACACAGUCACAGGAAGUGGAGUCAGUGACUUCAGAGCUAUAUGAGGUUACCACUGAUCAAGUAAAUGAUGAAAUCAUAAGUGUUGAGAUCAGUUACAACGGCAGUGACACCAGUCAGGAUUAAACAGCACAGGAAGUACACCAGGUCAGUAGGAAAGAGAUGACUGAACCUUUUACGGAGGAUAUUCAGAGUCAAGCUAGUGGAGGGAAAGUGUUUCCAUGUUUUUUUUUUUGGCAAGCUCUCACCAAUGACUUUAUCUACCAUCAGCCACAUCUUUAAUUUAAAUCUGAGUCUGUGGAUUUGUUGGCAUGUUCUCACCAUCUGAUGUUAAGUUCUCACAGUAAUUGAUGCUGGAAAAUUGAUCGAUUUGUUCUAAUACAAAUUUAAUUUAUUUUAUUUUAUUUUUUGCCAAAGUAGUAGAAUAUUGUACUUUUUCAAUUGUACAGUUGUGUUUGUCUUUAUAUGCAAAGAGUUUAGAUAUUUAAUAAUUUAAAGUAUUUUUUUUCUCUUGUACACUGAAUUGUUUGUACAUCUGUACAUUUUAAAAAACAUAUAGUAGGCUUUAUGUAUUCUUUUUAAACAGUAUUCUUUCAUGUCUUUUGGUAUUUAGUUUAUUUUAACUCAAGCUUCUCCAUUUUAAUAUGCAUUUUUAAAAUAUGUAAAACAGAACAGUGCUGUGCAUUGUAACAAGCUUGUGUAAAGUACAUUUCUAAAUAUAAGCUUUUAAAAUUGUGUUUAAAAAACAAUUACCCAAAUGUAGUUUUGCUUUGUUUCCUUUGAGGUGCUGUGCAGGUGAUGGUGGUUUUUAACCCACCUUUUUAUUUUUCACUGCAUCUCCUCAUGGUGUAACUCUUUUUAAAAACUUGUAAAAACCUGUAUCUGUCAUUUUGCUUAGAGAACUUGGACAAAGCACCGAUAUUAUUAAAAUGAACUAGAAUUAG